AUGUCUCUCCGUCAGAUCAUAGUGCUGGCCACUUGUAUCGCCGCUGGGCCCAACUUCAAUGAGAUGGCCCAGGCGGCCGGAAAGUUGUGGUUCGGUUGUUCCAUUGAUACCGGAGCUAACGCCUACCAGGACGAGACCUACAUGAACAUUUUCAACCAGGGCAGCAUCUUCGGUCAGACCACCCCCGGGAAUACCAUGAAAUGGCAGUUCACGGAGCCCGAGAAUGGUCAGUUCGACUUCAGGGAAGGCCAGAAGACCAUCGAUCUGGCCCAGAAGUCGGACAAGAAUGUCCGCUGCCACAAUCUGGUCUGGACUGAGCAACUGCCGGACUGGGUCUCUGGCGGCAAUUGGACCAAGGACACUCUGUUAAAGGCGAUGAAGACCCAUAUCAUGAAGGAAAUAAACAAUUACGGGAGCGAUUGCUACUCGUGGGACGUUGUCAACAAGGCUGUCAACUAUGACGGUAGCUACACCGACAACAUCUUCCUGCAGACUAUCGGUGAAGACUACGUCCCCUACGCCUUCCAGUACGCCCACGAGGCCGUGCAAGCCUCCGGUGCCGACAUCAAGCUCUUCUACAAUGACUACCAGCUGUCCAUGCCGGGCGACAAGGUCAACACGGUCGUGAAGAAGCUCAUCCCCGCCAUCCAGUCUGCCGGCGACUACAUUGAUGGCAUCGGACUGGAAUCUCACCACACGACCUCCUAUUACCCGACCGCCGACCAGCUGAAGUCCGUGAUGUCGCCUGCACCGACACCCCGUGCUCGGACGAGGCCAAGGCCGACCAGGCCCAGGCCUUCUAUAACACCGUCUCGACCUGCGUGA
Aspergillus affinis is the source of this 825-nucleotide messenger RNA. RefSeq names its product endo-1,4-beta-xylanase. The record is from RefSeq and is a predicted model, not a curated record. Gene Ontology annotation, molecular function: hydrolase activity, hydrolyzing O-glycosyl compounds. Gene Ontology annotation, biological process: carbohydrate metabolic process. The transcript is spliced from 2 exons. Bases 1 to 825 code for a protein of 274 amino acids. Lineage: Eukaryota; Fungi; Ascomycota; Eurotiomycetes; Eurotiales; Aspergillaceae.